This is a messenger RNA of Chiloscyllium plagiosum (whitespotted bambooshark), 3442 nucleotides long. The record is from RefSeq and is a predicted model, not a curated record. Lineage: Eukaryota; Metazoa; Chordata; Chondrichthyes; Orectolobiformes; Hemiscylliidae.
CUAGCCCACAGAUGACGAAAGCUGCUUAUCCUCUUGGUUGCCAUGGAGUUGAAUUUGAGCAGCACUGAGGCUGCUAGAGGGAAAGUCAGCAUCAGGCAGCUGCAGUGGUCUGCAGAAAGAAAACAGGGACAAGAUCGUGGCAGACAUGGACUUGCAUUGUGAUUAUAAUGAUAUUUCGGCUUCUGAACAACAAACUGGCAAGAUAAGUAAGACAGCAUUUAAAUUAUUUGGGAGGAAAAAAUCAGGGGGCACCAUGCCUAGUAUUUUUAAUCUGAAAAACAAAGGGGAUAGGAAAAGCUCCUUGAAAAUGGGGCUUGUUAGAAGCAAAACGCAUGAUGGAAUUGCUGAUAUGGGACUGGAAGUAAGCACCAAGGAAGAAUCUUUGAGUAAUUAUCAACUGGACAAUGAUUCCAGUACAAAAAUUGUCAACAGUAUGAGCUUUGCUGCUGGUGGUUGCGGACCUAUUGCUAAGUCUCACAGCUUUUUCUCUUUACUAAAAAGGAAUAGUAGAUUAGAAAAUGGCAAGGGGGAGUCAGUACAUUCAAACUCUGAGCAGGUGAAGGAGAAGAGUUGCAACAGACAAAAGAAAGGACUGAAAGGGUUGUUCAGCAGCAUGAAAUGGCAUAAAAAGGACAAAAUUAGUAAAGAGGAAAAAGAUGAGUACCUGGAAAUCCAUGGCACUAUUACACUGCCUAGUUCUUUGACUGCCAGCUUGGAAUGUGUAAAAGAAGAGACACAGAAAUCUUGCUCUGAACCUGAAAGUGCUGCACUGGAAAUGCAAAACAAAUUAUCCUGUGAAUUGCAGUCUGAUAAUGAGGACACCUUCACUGAGGAAUCAAAACACACAAAUAGUGGGAAGUGCCUUCCAGAAUUAUGUAAAAAUUUGGAGAAAGUCACAACUGACCGCCAAUUAUUGGACCAAGAUUCUAAUGUCAAGGCUUUUGAACAGCUGGAGGAAAGACAGGAUGGAGGAUUGACUUAUGUGGGGCAGGAUGUACAAGACGAAUGUAUUUCUGUAACUGGAUCUGAAUCUCAUCACACCACUGAAGCUUCAACACUCUGUGCACCCAAUAAUGAUCCAUCCUCAGAACAAUCAAUUGAUCGUAUUUGCUUAAUGUUUUCUGAUGUUACAUCUUUAAAGAGCUUUGAUUCAUUUACAGGGUGUGGAGACAUUAUCGCUGACCAGGAUGAUGAGGGGAAUGUCUGUGAAAGAGGAGCUCCUGCAGAAAAGGGAAAGGGUGGUGCAAAGAAACGCUCAAAUAUUCUGACUUAUCAAGGUGGAGGAGAGGAGAUGGCAAGCCCAGAUGAAGUUGAUGAUGACUAUCUGCAAGAAUUUUGGGACACACCUCCAUCAACUGUUGAACCUCUUAAAGACAAACAGGACCAGACCAUGGCUGACCAAACCCCCUGGAUAGCUUCAGAAAUUCCAACUUGCCUUGGUGAUGCGGCAGAAGGAACCUUAGUCAAACAGCUUACUUUGAAUGAUUUUCCCAAAACUAAAAAUGAUAAUGAAGACCCAAUGACCACUAAGAGUGAUCAACAAGAUUGUGUCCCAAAUAGUGAUGAGGGAUACUGGGACUCUACAACCCCUGGACCUGAUGAUGAAAGUGGGAAAACACUUGCUACCAGGGCAAGUAUUCCAAGAGACAGUUACAGUGGAGAUGUUCUGUAUGAUCUGUUUGCAGAUGUAGAUGAAAGUCUGACAAGUAUUGUUUCAGAUGAAGAAAUGUCCUCUGUAUCUGAACCAAAAAUCCAGUCUCCAAAACCUCUUGUGUCCACAUCUAAUAUUACUGCAUCCAACAUUACUACAAUUUCCAAGGAGAAGAAUGUAUCUGCUAUCCCCAGGCAUCGGGCCACUUCAAUUGCACGACAGAGUGAAGCAAAUCACACUCACUGGCCUCAGACACAUCAGCAGUUGGUAGGAUAUGAGCCUGCAAGAACCAAAAUUCCUGUUGCUAAGACAUCAAUUCCUAGACCCAAUAACAAAGGCAUCACUGGAACAAAUGCAAAGGUCUUGGCAACCAAGGGAACUGCAAAAAAAAUAGUCUCUGAAAAGCUACGGUUGGAAAAUUAAGAAGUGCAUGUUACAUCACUCCAGAAGCAUGUAUUUUGUAAGGAUAAGCACAAUAGUGUGAUAUUCUGUUUGCACUCGUAAUGUUUACACCGUGUGACAGAACUUUUAUCACUUGGCAAAGGGCUUCUCUUGUGAUGUCAUAGAAUCGUGCCUAGAAACAUUAAGCAAUUUGAAAUUUUAAGAAGCACAGAUGCAAACACAAAAUUUAUAGCUCACAAAUGCUUCUUAGAAAAGAACAAGAAUUGUUUGACACACUAAAUUUUAAAUAGAACAGCUAAUGUGAACAAAAAAGGUAUUUGUGAGGGAAUACAAAAUAUAUUUGUCAAACAGUGGAUGAGAAGUUGAACCAAAUCCCAUACACCUUUAUGAUGAAAAAUAGACAGCAUGCCGAUAUCUUUUGCUCAGAUGAUAUUCUUCAAAAGACGAUCAUGAAUUUCCACCAAUUCAAAGUACAGCAGAGGAAACAAACUGCAGUAGGAUGGCACCUGAAGCCAAUCCAUUCUGGGAUCAGAUUGUGUUGAUUCAUUGGACAUUUGUGAUCCACAGAAGAAGAAAAUAAACUGAUAUGUAAAAUGGUUACAUAAUUAUGAUCAGGGAAUGAUUACAUAAUCAGGCCAGAUUGUAUUCAUCACAAAGAAAAUACUUAAAACGUAAAAUGGUAAAUAGUACAACAUUUAUUCCCUUGAAGCUAUUUUUGGAAGGGAGAGAAGUCUGCCUUCUAUAUUGUUUUAUUACCUUCAUAAAUUUGAUUCCUUUUGAAUUUUCAGUCUGAUAAUGCUUUUUGCAUAACUAAAUCUUACUUUUCACAUGUAGUGACAAUAAGUAUAAUCGAGUGAAUGACCACCAGAAAUGUUCUCACAAUGAUGGGAAAUAAUAUAUGAUUAUAUAACUUAGUGAUACUUUUUAAUUAACCGUCUCUGAGAUAUCAUACAGCUCUGGAGCAUGUGGGACUUGAUCCUGGAUCUCCUGGCUCAGACGUAGGGGCACUAUGAUUAAGCCACAAGAGUCCCCUUAUAUUGCUUAGAUUGUUCAAUCCAACAUUUUGUGUUUAAGUCUAUAUAGUGAGUGAAAUUGAUAGUCAUACAACCUUUUUUUAUAUCAAGUCACUUUGUGCAGUAUCCAUUAUUUCUGUGCAGUGAUUCUGACAGAGACCAGCUUAUGCAGAGGAAAAUAGAAAUGGAUAAUACUUAUAAUAUAUUUCUACUAUAGUAUCCAGUGCAAAUGUUUAAAAUUGUUCUUAUUUAUUUGCAGAAAACAUACUAUCCAAUAAGCUAGACUGUUAAACUCCUGUCUUUUACAUUACAUUACAUUACAGUGUGGAAACAGGCCCUUCGGCCCAACAAGUCCACACCGACCCGCCGAAGCGCA